UGUGUACCCAAGUCUUCCAAUCAAUACAGGCAUUACAUUAAAACGGCCGUGAAUCGUACUGCACGGCCAUUCCCGUAGGUCGGAGAGGAGCCGCCGCGAAUAGCAACUGGAAGUCCAGAAGGACCAAAUGGGCGGCGGAGCAGCAGCGGCGACGCCAAAACCUAACCCUAAUCCUAAGCUCUUAUCCCUAAACCCUAAUUGGGCACAGCUCCAACAAAGGCUCCAAGCCGGCCGCCCCAAUAAACCCUCCCCUGCGAUCGACGCCGAUGCCAAAACCCUAACGGAAUCCGUGCUAGGAAAGCGCAAGGAGCGCCCGGUCUCGGAGCCUGAGGCCUCUCCGCCGUACGCCCUGACGCCGACUUCCUCCGAUAUGAGCUUGACAAAUGUGCUGGCCAUGGACUGCGAGAUGGUAGGGGUGAGCUCUCAGGGGAGCAAGAACGCUCUUGGAAGGGUCACACUGGUGAACUCAUGGGGGAAUGUUGUAUAUGAUGAGUAUGUUCGCCCAGUAGAGCAUAUUGUUGACUUCCGUACAAAAAUCAGUGGGAUCCGGCCAAAAAACAUGAAGAAAGCAAAGGAGUUUUGGGCUGUUCAGAAGGAAGUGGCUGAGUUGAUCAAAGGAAGGAUCCUUGUAGGUCAUGCUUUGCACAAUGAUCUCAAGGUAUUAUUAUUAGGUCAUCCAAAGAGGGACAUGAGGGACACCUCAGAUUAUGAGCCCUUCCUAAGGGAAGGGCGGAGGAGAGCUUUAAAGGAUCUUGCAGCUCAAAUUCUUGGUGUCAAGAUCCAACAAAACGAACACUGUCCAGUUGAGGAUGCCCGAGCUGCAAUGUUUAUAUACAACAGAUACAAAAAGGAAUGGGAAAAGUGCAUAAAGAAAAGGUUCAAGUUGAAAGAGAAGCUCAAGAACAGGCGCAAGAAGAAAUCUGAAGCAGCCUCAAAACCAGAUGCUCCAAACGAUCUUUCAUAGCGAUGGAAAAUGAUUUUCCGGUAGUUGGAGGACUAAAGGACAUGGUAGAGCUGGCAUGGGUGCUGAGAUGUAUGUUCAGAGUACCAGCAUUUCACUUUUCUCUUAGAUUUUUGCGCUGGUAUAAUCCUAAACCCAUGUUUUUGUAUCUUGAUUGUGUCCGGCUCCACCCGUUGAAAAGAAGAAUGAGAUGUUUUAGCUCCUGCUGCAUGACUGCUGGAACUUAAUGUGUACGUUAAUGCUUUCCUACUGUUCUAUACUAAUUUUGUAUUUUUUUUAAUUAAAAAAAACAGCAGCGGUGUAUCUUUUCUUUUGAUAUGAUCAACAACAUUACACCGUAAUCCUUAUUAUUUGAUGCUUUAUUAUAACGUUUU
Phoenix dactylifera (date palm) is the source of this 1335-nucleotide messenger RNA. Its product is annotated as Polynucleotidyl transferase, ribonuclease H-like superfamily protein. Gene Ontology annotation, cellular component: nucleus. The record is from RefSeq and is a predicted model, not a curated record. Gene Ontology annotation, molecular function: 3'-5' exonuclease activity; nucleic acid binding. Gene Ontology annotation, biological process: rRNA processing. Lineage: Eukaryota; Viridiplantae; Streptophyta; Magnoliopsida; Arecales; Arecaceae.